Molecule: messenger RNA, 2068 nt
Organism: Mya arenaria
Lineage: Eukaryota; Metazoa; Mollusca; Bivalvia; Myida; Myidae
Product: alpha-protein kinase 1-like
Exons: 2
Coding region: 270-1694 (474 amino acids)
Biological process (GO): protein phosphorylation
Molecular function (GO): ATP binding; protein serine/threonine kinase activity
Source: RefSeq, a predicted model, not a curated record
CAUUGUGCUAUUCUUUGCCAAAGACAGUUAGUUUUAAAACUAACAUACUUUAUGAAUAUAAAUACAGAUAGACUAUAUUCAAGUGUUAUUUGCAUUGACCAAUAUCUGACGGAACAAUCAGAGUAAUGAAUGCUUGUCUGCUAGUAUAACCUAUAGCAAAAUAUUAUGAAUAUGAGCUAAAAGAGUCAUACAAUGUGACAUUUGAAAGAGUAAACAACUGCCAGUACGUCGCUAUAUACAAAAGUUGUUCCCCAUAUGCAAGAGAAAAGAUGGGUCAACAGGUCAGCGUAGAAACAUUAUCGUCAUCGCCUGACAGUGAGGGGCAUAAAUAUUGGGCCAGUUUCGACCCCUAUCCGUUCAAAAUAGGCGCCAGGAAGUUGGCCUAUAUGGGCAUUCUGAACGGGGACGGACCAUUGCGGGGAGAAAAGUGUGUCGUAAAAACUGUGCGCGCCGGAAGUAUAAAUCGCAGAUACUGGCUUUUAGAAUCGAAGACAGCAAAAAUCUCAAGAGCGCUUGCUGGGUAUUAUAAUAAAAUCAUCCCACCAGGUGGACGCCAAAUUACUUUCAAUUAUCCAAUCAUAGCAGAGAUCGACACCGUCUCCGACUGUUUGUGCAUUAACGACAUUCUCAGUAAACCAAAGAAAAAGUUUGCAGAGUCGGAAUUUGUUUCGAUUGAACUUUAUUUGAAAGGAAAAUUUGAAGUGUUUGAAUAUGGAUGGGUUCCCGAGUCGGAGCUGUUCGUAUCUGAAGCCUUUAGUCAUUUUUCUUGGUGCCGAAGUGAGGGGACUUUGCUGAUUUCAAAUCUCCAAGGUGUCAAAACACCUUUUGCAUAUCACUUUACGGGACCCACAAUUCACUCUGAGGAUAGCGAGUAUGGACAAUCAGACCAGGGUAUUAAUGGUAUAAAAGAGUUUUUCAAACUUCAUCAGUGCAACAAUGUGUGUAAAAACUGGCCUAGGUUUGGAGACGGUGUUGAUCUUAGAGGUUGGGGUGAGUAUAUAGGACUUCCGCUUGUUGAACGCCGCCCGAGCGCUCCUCCCCCGGAUCUGGCGAAUACUGUACCAUUAUCUCCUCCACCCUAUGUAGAGGAAGCGGAAGCUUAUCCCGUUUCACAAGCCAGGACAGGUUUUCGACAAAGGCCAACACUCACUGAGUACGGACCGUUAUCACCACCGGUGCAGCCAUGGCGCGAAUCACAAGGACCAAUGGUGGAUUGGCGAGAGGAGUUUUUCAACCAGCAAAUGACGUUGAGUGCCCGUUACGGUAGCGACAACACUGGCUAUCAACAAGAUGGCGCCGUGGCUACGCGACAGCUGCUCUUGUUUGUAAGGCAGAUGAGCUACGCCGUGUACGCUGCACCUCCACCGGCAUAUUGCGGCUGCCAGGGCUUUCCAUCACAGCUUGAAAAAACAAGCCCACAUUACAGUUUUGGCAAUGAAACGCCUUACAGUGUUUGCAAUGGUCCGCCUUACGGUAUUGACAAUUGCCCACCUUACAGUAGUGGCAAUAGUCAGUGCAUUGCAGGUGUUAAUGGGGUCGUUGGGAAUGCGUUUAACUCCAGACAAGGCCAACAUGGGAGGGCGAACAACAACAGAUACAUUAGCCCAGAUUUAGAGGACCGGAAGUGUCUUCUGCCCCCACCAUAUACGGAAGAGAACGUGAAUCCGAACUGUGAAUUUGUGACUUAUCUAUAAAUACUAAAUAGUAUUAUGAACAUGAAAACACAAAUUGCAUUUUGUAAAGUUGUGUUCGUUGUUUUCUUGUAAAUAUCAUGUAUAUACUGUUCAAUUUUGAAUUUUAGAGGAGAUAUAUUUUUCUGAUAAAUUGAAAUCAUAAAGUCCACAAAACAGUAACUGCUAGAACAUGUCAUGCACGUCAGGUGUAUUAGACUAGCCAUUCUCCGAUGACCACUUGUUUCCAUGCUUGUGUAAGAAAAAAUGUUCUAAGAUAUAUGACAGCUGUUGAAUUGAAAUAUUUUUAUCCAUAGCCGAUUUGAAUAAGUGCGUCACCGAACUUGUAAUAACGUUAUAUAACUGUCCGUUAUUUCCAUUUCUUCAAAAUAACAAUG